This is a messenger RNA of Pollicipes pollicipes, 2778 nucleotides long. RefSeq names its product histone-lysine N-methyltransferase SETD1-like. Lineage: Eukaryota; Metazoa; Arthropoda; Thecostraca; Pollicipedomorpha; Pollicipedidae. Gene Ontology annotation, cellular component: Set1C/COMPASS complex. The record is from RefSeq and is a predicted model, not a curated record. The coding region runs from base 166 to 2538 and encodes 790 amino acids. The transcript is spliced from 13 exons. Gene Ontology annotation, molecular function: histone H3K4 methyltransferase activity; protein binding; RNA binding.
CUCUGUGGGUGCUGUUGGGGUUGGGUGGACCUGCCGUCUCGUCAUAACUUUAACUUCACCGCUUCACCCGCGGCUCAGUAUUGUGAAGGCAAGGCGUCAAAUAAUCACGGAAUACUUUAAAAAUGCUGGUGACUUGCAUGAGGCAGUGAGUCUCCAAUUUGAUUUAUGAUGAAUGGAGUCAUGGAGCAUCACCACAACAGUGCACAUCAUCAUCAUCAUCAACCAAAUCAUCAUCCUCAUCACCAUGUAGCAAAAGAGAAACACCCACCACCUCCAAAGUACAAAGCAUUCAAGCUGUUAUCAGAUCCAUGCAUCAUCCAGGGAGCUUCAAAGAUCUACAGGUACGACGGCCGCGUGCCCAACGACGCCUCGUACCCGACUGUACACGUGCGCGACCCGCGGCCGCCGCUCACGCGCAUCUGGUCGCGCAUGGAAGUACUGCAGAUGCCUGUGCCCAAGUUUCGGAUUGACGAAGACUACGUGGGCAUGCCUCCCCCGCUGGAGGUCUCCAUCACCAACAUCAACGACAACAUCGACCAGGCGUUCCUCUCUGAAUUGGUACAAAAGUACGGCGAGCUGGAGGAGCUGACCAUCUUUUACCACACGCGCACCGGCAAACACCUGGGCUUGGGCCGGGCCGUGUUCCAUCGCGUGGAGGGCGCCCGACUGUGCGCAGAACGGCUCAAUCACACCUCGGUCAUGGGCAACGUGCUCAACGUCUUCCCAGACGCCUUCGGGGCCAAGGUGCGUCAGAUGGCGGAGGAUCUGUCCGAGGACCGGCCCGUGCGUCGCGAGGAGCCGCCACCGGCCCUGCCGCCGCUGGCUGCGCCGGAGCCAGAGCCGGAGCCCGCCGCCGAUCCGGAGCCGGAGCCGGAGCCGGAGCCGGAGCGGACGGCCGUCGUCAGGCAGCCUUCGGAUCUCGCCGCCGAGCCUUGGGAGUCGGCGACCGGCGCCGCUGUGGACAGCGACGAGGAGCGGCUCGACUUGGAUACGCGCAUCGCGCAGCUGCUGCAGCGCAAGGCACGCCACGUGCUGGUGCCGUCGUUCGCCGAGAUGCUGGACAGCGGCGGCGAGUCGGCGUCCGAUUCAUGCUCAGAGAGCGGCUCCGACUGGGAGGCGCCGUCGCCGCUCAGCGCCACGCCGUCGCCGUUCGCCUCCCGCGAGCUGUACCUGCGCAGUCACCGCGAGUGGUGCCAGACGGAGGCGGAGGACUGGCCGUACCCGUACCCGUACCCUUACCCGUACCCGUGUCCGCCGCCGGGACCGGGGCCAGGGCCGGGGUUCCAGCAGUACCUGGCGCCUCCGCCCGCCCACCAGUCAAGCGACGCGCCGGCGCCCGAGGCGGAGCCGCUGACGCCCGAUCUCGUGUCUCGGAGAGCCCUGGACGAAGUCGUCCGGGAGCUCAAACAGAUUCUGAAGCGAGACUUCAACAAGAAGAUGAUCGAGAACACUGCGUACCGCAUGCUGGAGAAGUGGUGGGACCGCCAGGCUGAGCUGCAUAAGAACAGCCGAGGCUCGCUGACCGGUGCCGGCGCUGGCUUCGGCCUCGGCUUCCGCAUGGCGCUGCCCAAGAUGCCCUCGUUCAGACGGGGUAAACGGAAGCUCGGCGCCCGGGGAGCGGCUGGGCUCGCCAAGCGGGACGUGAUGUCGGAGAUGGCGCUGCUGUACGAGUUCCUGACGCGCGGCAUCACGGCGGAGGACAUCGGCUACCUGCACCGCUGCUAUGAAAGCCUGCUGGCCGACGAUCAGAACAGCUACUGGCUGAACGACACGCACUGGGUGGACCACGCGGCCACCGACCGGCCGGAGAAGCGGCGCCGGCUGACUGAGCCGGCCGCCCACCGCUCCGGCUGCGCGCGCACCGAGGGCUACUACCGCGUCUCGGCUAAGGAGAAAAUGAAACACAAGUACCACUUCGGCCGCUCGGUGGUGGAGGCGACGACGGCGCUGGAGUCGACGGAUCAGGCGUCCACGUUGCCGGACCAGCGCGCCAAGGCGGCCACGGCGGCGGCCAUCUCCCGAGAGGCGCGCAGCAACCAGCGACGCAUCCUCACGGUCCUGGGGGCCGCCACCGAGAGCGAGUUGCUCAAGUUCAACCAGCUGAAGUUCCGCAAGAAACAGCUCAAGUUCGGCAAGUCGGCCAUCCACGACUGGGGCCUGUUCGCGCUGGAGCCGAUCGCCGCCGACGAGAUGGUGAUCGAGUACGUGGGCCAACACGUGCGCCAGUCGGUGGCCGACCAGCGCGAGCUGGUGUACGAACGCCAGGGCAUCGGUAGCAGCUACCUCUUCAGGAUCGACCGCGACAACAUCAUCGACGCCACCAAGUGCGGCAACCUGGCCCGCUUUAUCAACCACAGCUGCAUGCCCAACUGCUACGCCAAGAUCGUGUCGUUGGAGGGCCAGAAGAAGAUCGUGAUCUACUCGAAGCAGCCGAUCGGUGUCAACGAGGAGAUCACGUACGACUACAAAUUCCCGUACGAGGAGGACAAGAUCCCGUGCCUGUGCGGCACGGUCCAGUGUCGUGGUUACCUGAACUAGACCGGCGCGGCGGCCCCUGUCCGGCCGCGCCCGCCCGCCCGUCAGGCGGCGCCCGCCCGCCCCUGUCAGGUGGCGCCCGCCCGCCCGCCCGGCUGGGUCAUGUCUAGUCUUUCAGUGUGCGUACUGGUCACCGUCGGGGCGGCGCGCCCACUGUACAUGCCCAUCUCCCAUAUCUCGCCCCGCCCGCUCCGUCGCCGCGUCUCUGUACAAUGCAUGACCACUCAACAGAAUACAAUGAAU